AUGGAAACUUCCGGAGAUAACAGCACGAUGGAAUCCACAAUCCAUCAAUUCUCGGACUUGAAUCUGUCCAACAAGCCAUCAUCCCGCCUCGCCCCGCCAACUCGUACCCUCCCCCGAACCACCCUCAAAAGAAUCCCCAAGUCCAUCGGCAAGAGCACCAUCAAAGCCGACAAGUCAUACCUCGCCUUGUUGGAGGAUGGUCGUCCGAGACGUGACCGCAAGAGGAACGAAGGGCGGCGCUCCAAGUGGUGGUCUAACCGCGAGAAGGCCUUGAUGCAGCAUCCCAGGGGUUUCGUUGAACACAGCGGCAUCGCAACCAAGAUGAUAUCGUACUGCAAGGCUAUAGAUGAGGCGGAUGAGAACGAGGGAGAGGUCGACUCCCUCCCUGCUCACACAAUCGAUACGGCUGGGAUGGAUGGCGACCCGAGUUGGGACGACCCGGCGCUGCAUCGUGACGCAGUACGUGAGUUCCGUGGGACGAAGGCUUGGAAGUUCUUUAGCGAGGCACUCGCUCGAUUCCGCCUCGGAGAAGAUCUGUCGUCGCAAUUCGCAUCACUCGACCUGGCUGGAGCGGCAUCGCAGAGUGCGACUUGGGAUGACGAGGAUGGCCGCCCUUUACAACACGCUCCCCCUAGCCUGCCCUUCGGCAAGACACAAUACCUUGAUAGGAAGUUGGCAGAGCCCGUGAGGUGUCCAGCAAAAAUGACUGACCUUGAUAUAGUGGUUGGUGUACUUGGAAAAUUGGGACGAUGA
Fusarium falciforme is the source of this 753-nucleotide messenger RNA. RefSeq lists its product as hypothetical. The record is from RefSeq and is a predicted model, not a curated record. The transcript has a single exon. NCBI's taxonomy places the organism in Eukaryota, Fungi, Ascomycota, Sordariomycetes, Hypocreales, Nectriaceae. The coding region runs from base 1 to 753 and encodes 250 amino acids.